AUGGCCACCGCCACCCCACUGCUCCCUUCCCAGCUCCUCGGCGGCAGCGUGCCGCAGCAGUGGCAGAUGGGCCUCCUGGCCCUCCUCCCUGUGCUGCUGGUGUCCUACCUCCUCACCAGCAGGAGCAGGAACAGGAGCAGGAGCGGCAAGGACGGGGCGCCGCGGCUACCGCCGGGCCCCGCGCAGCUGCCGAUCCUGGGCAACCUGCACCUGCUGGGCCCGCUGCCGCACAAGAACCUCCGCGAGCUGGCGCGGCGGUAUGGCCCCGUGAUGCAGCUGCGGCUGGUCACGGUGCCGACGGUGGUGGUGUCCAGCGCGGAGGCGGCCCGGGAGGUGCUCAAGGCCGCCUGCUACGCGCGCGAGCAGGAGAUGGACAGGCUCGUCGCCGACCUCGACCGCGCAGCCGCGUCCAAGGCCCCCGUCGUCCUCAACGACCACGUCUUCGCCCUCACCGACGGCAUCAUCGGCACCGUCGCGUUCGGGAACAUCUACGCCUCCAAGCAGUUCGCGCACAAGGAGCGCUUCCAGCAUGUGCUGGACGACGCCAUGGACAUGAUGGCCAGCUUCUCCGCCGAGGACUUCUUCCCCAACGCCGCCGGCCGCCUCGCCGACCGCCUCACGGGCUUCCUCGCCCGCCGCGAGCGCAUCUUCAACGAGCUCGACGUCUUCUUCGAGAAGGUCAUCGACCAGCACGACGUCCUCAUCAACCUGUGCAAGGAGCACGACGGCACGCUCCGCUUCACCAGGGACCACGUCAAGGCCAUCGUUCUCGACACCUUCAUCGGCGCCAUCGACACCAGCUCGGUCACCAUCCUGUGGGCCAUGUCGGAGCUGAUGCGCAAGCCGCAGGUGCUGAGGAAGGCGCAGGCCGAGGUGCGGGCCGCCGUGGGCGACAACAAGCCGCGCGUCGACUCCGAAGACGCCGCCAAGAUCCCGUACCUGAAGAUGGUGGUCAAGGAGACGCUGCGGCUGCACCCACCGGCGACGCUGCUGGUGCCUCGGGAGACGAUGCGGGACACCACCAUCAGCGGCUACGACGUGCCGGCCAACACGCGCGUGUUCGUCAACGCGUGGGCCAUCGGCAGGGACCCGGCGAGCUGGCCGGCGCCCGAGGAGUUCAACCCGGACCGCUUCGUGGGGAGCGACGUCGACUACUACGGCUCGCACUUCGAGCUGAUACCGUUCGGGGCCGGCCGCCGGAUCUGCCCGGGCCUAGCCAUGGGCGAGACCAACGUCACCUUCACCCUGGCCAACCUGCUCUACUGCUUCGACUGGGCGCUGCCGGCGGGGAUGAAGCCGGAGGACGUCAGCAUGGAGGAGACUGGCGCGCUCACGUUCCACCGGAAGACGCCGCUGGUGGUGGUGCCCAGCAAAUACCAGCGCCGCGCAGCGUAG
Messenger RNA from Miscanthus lutarioriparius, 1395 nucleotides. Lineage: Eukaryota; Viridiplantae; Streptophyta; Magnoliopsida; Poales; Poaceae. The record is from the annotation of a GenBank genome assembly.